Molecule: messenger RNA, 1020 nt
Organism: Mycena citricolor
Lineage: Eukaryota; Fungi; Basidiomycota; Agaricomycetes; Agaricales; Mycenaceae
Source: the annotation of a GenBank genome assembly
CGUUAGUGGGAGUUGGGCGUUAUCCAUCUACGCGAUACAUCCACGGGUGUCACUCGGUACCUCGAUAAUCACGGAUGCCGAGGUCGCGAACAAUGAGGGGGUGGGAAACUCCCUUUAGUAAUACAAGCGCCGGCUCCGAUUACACACCAUCAAGCCUCCUCCCACCCGUCCCAACUGCAUCCACAUCCCAUGAGCUGCCCAGACUGCUUCAAAGGGUCGAUUCUCGAGGGAACGCCGGCAGGGAGCAUUGAAGAACGCUUCCACGGCGCGUACUUCGCUCCGGCGGCCACCACGAGUACCACCGGCAGCAAACGCGCCAUCGUGCUGUUGACCGACAUAUUCGGGCUCCCGUUGAAGAACUGCAAGGUCAUUGCGGACGAGUUCGCUCGACGCCUCGGCUGCGAUGUGUGGGUGCCCGAUCUGUUUGCAGGCAAACCGUUCCUCACGCCGGAGGCGCUGCAGCAGUUCCCGGAGAAGGCCGGGCAGAAGAUGGGUGUGCUCGGAGGGCUCAAGUUCGCGGUCACGGCGCUGGGUGUGCUGCCGUCGUUCAUCCGCAACCGGCCCGCGGUUGUUGAUGCGCGUGUCGUUUCGGCGAGUGCGAUCCGCUGCGUGGAAGCGAUCCAGGCUGAAAAGAAGUACGAGAAGAUUGGGGCUAUCGGUUAUUGUUUUGGUGGCGGUGUUGCUGUGCGUCUGGGCGGAAGUUCGACUAUUUUCGACUCCAUUAUCAUCGCGCAUCCCUCGCCGCCGAGUAACGCGGAUAUCCUCUCCAUCAAGGCGCCUGUUGCGUGGGUUCUAGCUGAGGAGGAUUUCAGUCUGUCGCCUAAGCGCGUUGCUGAGAUCGAGGCGCUCUAUGUGGACCGGCCGGACGCUGAGCAUCAGUUCAUUACGUACAAGGGAACCACUCACGGAUUCGCGGCGCGGCCCAACUUUAAAUACCCCGAGGUCAAGGAAGCGUUUGAGAAGGCGUUCGAAGACUCGGUCGCUUGGUUCGAGAAGACCAUCCCGGCGCAGAGCAUUUGA